GAGAAAGGCAGAGGGGACCGGGCUGCCACGGCCACCGGCAUCCCGGACACCGCCCCUGUCGCUGCCAUCACCGCUCCCGUCACCGCCGCCCCCAGCCCUGCAGGAACCCCCCGGUGACGGGACGGGUUUGUGUCGCUGGGCACCCCCGAGCUGGCACCCAGCACCCACCAGGGACCGGCCCCUGCCCCUUCUCCUGGGAGGCGGGGAUAGAAUUUGCCGGAGCCUUCUUCUGCCAAGAGCCUGAACUUUUUCGGCCUUAAAAACCCCGGCGCAGAAAUCCCCGGCGGCGGGUGCCAGGGCCGGCAGCUGGGCCGGGCUGUUUCCUCCUCCCGCACUGUUUGUGCUGGGAACUCUUGACCCCUUUUAUAAGCUGAAUAUUUCAAAACAUUCAGCCCACGCUGCGGAAACCCCCCCAACUCCCUCCGCCCCCCCUUUUCCUGCCCCCCCGCUGCCCCAAACUGGACAUAAAAGCGAGUCCCAGUCCCAGCUCCGGGUGAGCAGCGUCAGCCCCCAGCCCCUGUGCACCCCAAAACCCCGCACAACCCCCAGCCGGCCCGAGGAUCGCCGGGCUCUGCAGCCAUGGGGCCAAGUCCUGCUCCCGUCCUUGUCCUCGCUCUGCUGCUGCUGCUCUGGGCCCCAGUGAAUGGGCAGCCCCGGGGACGGAUCCUGAGGGGCUCCGAAGCCAGGCCCCACCUGAAGCCCUACAUGGCCUCGCUGCAGCUGGACGGGCAGCACGUCUGUGGGGGCUUCCUCAUCGCCGAGCAGUGGGUGCUGAGCGCUGCCCACUGCACUGAGGAGACGGAUGGCAAACUCUUCCAGGUGCUGCUGGGUGCCCACUCGCUGACGGAACCAGAGCCCCACAAACGCCUGUACCAAGUGCGUGCCCAGUUCCCCCACCCCGGCAGCAACAUCCACAACAACAAGGAUGACCUUCUCCUCCUCCAGCUGGAGGAGAAAGCGGAGCUGAACUCGGACGUGCGGGUGCUGCCCUUGCAGCGGGAGGACAGGGACGUGGCUGCUGACACGAUGUGCGAGGUGGCGGGGUGGGGCACCAUCGACCACAGCGGGCGGCGGCCGGACAAGCUGCAGCAGGUGCAGCGGCCGGUGAUCAGCCGCGACGUCUGCAACCACCGCACGCGCCACGACGGCACCAUCACCCACAGCAUGAUGUGCACCGACUCCCGCAGGAAGGACACCUGCAAGGGAGACUCCGGUGGCCUCCUGGUCUGUGACGGGGUGGCCGAGGGGGUGGUCACAGCCGGCUCCCGCGUCUGCGGCAACUACAAGAAACCGGCGAUCUACACGCGCAUCGCCCCGUACGCCGCCUGGAUCGACAGCGUCAUGGCCUCUGCCGAUGGGGAGGGGGACACUCGCUGAGGGCACCCCAGGGACCUGCUCCAUGCCACGGCUUGCUGCUGCCAGCAUGGCCAGAGCGCCCACAGUGCUGCCCCACUGCGUGCCACGGGCUCCCACUGCUGCCCACCCCGCUGCCAAAGCGUCCCCACAAGGAGGGCUGGGCCAGGGGACUGGCGAGGAACCAAGGAAGGGGGUCCCUGGCCCCCCACUCACAAAGCACAGGGCCCAGGUGGGGGAGUAUUGGGGGUCACAGCCCUCAACAGGCUUUGCUGAAGGUGCCCAGAAUGCUGCCCGCGACUGCUGCAAUAAAGUGAUGAUGAUUCCUGCAGA
Molecule: messenger RNA, 1686 nt
Organism: Oenanthe melanoleuca
Lineage: Eukaryota; Metazoa; Chordata; Aves; Passeriformes; Muscicapidae
Product: complement factor D-like
Exons: 5
Coding region: 580-1377 (265 amino acids)
Biological process (GO): proteolysis
Molecular function (GO): serine-type endopeptidase activity
Source: RefSeq, a predicted model, not a curated record